ACUUCUACAAUGAGUACGAAUGCAACAACCCGUUACUACAACGUGCCGUUUUAAAGGCCACAUCUUCCAUGCCGAAAAGGGGUCCCGAAAACGCCGUUUUGUGGGGUGCCCUUUAACGAGCAAAAAUGUCGAAUAAAAGUGUCCGUUGGGCUUUCAAUUUAUCCAAAUGGGAGCCCUCCCAUUCAGACAUGUUGCUAGCAACGUCUUGUGUCCAAGUUGAGGAGAAAGAACGCUUAGCGAGAUUUGUGUUCAAAAAUGACGUUAAAUCGUCGUUAAUAGGUCGCUUGUUAAUGAGGAAAUUCGUUAACGAAGCGACCGGACUCAAAUAUAACGAAAUUAAGUUCGCGCGCGAUGAAAAAGGCAAACCGUUUCUUACAAAUAACAAUUUUCCGAUAAAUUACAACGUGUCCCAUCAGGGGGAUUACACGGUGUUGGCUGGGUGUAACAGUGCGGGUUUGUUGGGGGUAGAUGUGGUCAAAGUGGAGUUUCCGAGGGGUAAAAGUUUGGGUGAAUAUUUUAGAUUAAUGUCGCGGAUUUUUUCGGGAACAGAGUGGGAAAAAAUUAGGGGGCAAGGUAGCGAGAAAAAUCAGCUGGCGAUGUUUUGUCGACACUGGUGCUUGAAAGAGAGUUAUCUGAAGGCUGUAGGUGUCGGAGUGACGAUAAAUUUGCAAGAUGUUUGUUUUAAAAUAAACUCGGAUGUUUUGAGGAAAGAUCGGGUCGUUGAUGAUACAGAGGUUUAUUUUAGAGGGGAAAAAUUAGACUGGGAGUUUCAGGAGAUGCUUUUGGAUGAUCAGCAUUGCGUUGCCGUUGCAACGGAGGCGAGCACUGGCGAGAAAUUUUUUUUCAAAGAGAUUGGUUUUAAUGAAGUUAUGGAAAACGCUGUUGCUUUGUUAGAACCGGACGAGGAUUAUUGUAAUAGUUUUUUUAAAAAGUGUGACAAAAGUUGAUGUAAUAAAGUGGGUUUUGGGGGA
This is a messenger RNA of Tribolium castaneum (red flour beetle), 971 nucleotides long. RefSeq lists its product as uncharacterized. The coding region runs from base 126 to 947 and encodes 273 amino acids. The record is from RefSeq and is a predicted model, not a curated record. The transcript has 2 exons. Gene Ontology annotation, molecular function: magnesium ion binding; holo-[acyl-carrier-protein] synthase activity. NCBI's taxonomy places the organism in Eukaryota, Metazoa, Arthropoda, Insecta, Coleoptera, Tenebrionidae. Gene Ontology annotation, cellular component: cytosol.